UCUCCCAUCAAUUCUGGUGUGUACAUCUUUAGAUGUGGUACUGUCAUCCCCUCACCAAAUGUUAAGUGACUCUCUACUGGGUUCCAGGCAGUGCCAAGUGUUGGAGGCUGACUCCUGAAUACACUCCUUUACCCCGAAUCCUGAGGAGCCCAUGGUGUGGAGUCAGAGGGGAUGUAGACCGUGCCUGGUCCCUCCCUCGACUGGAGGACUCAACCCCUUUGAGCAACCCUGCCUGUGACACUUCCAUGGACCCCAGGAGAGGCCCAGAUAUUGUCAGGGAGAUGGAGAAACCAUUUCUUCACUUUGCACGGGGGCCUCCCUGCCCACUGCCCAGCAAUCCCAUGAAGCAACAGCAGGGGCUGAGGCAAGUCCACCUCGCACCCUGGGAGGAGGGCAGGGAUGGGGCAGGUCAGGUUGAGUCUUUGCAACAGGGCCAGGCUGAGCAUAAAAGGGGGUCCCUCGGGCUGGGAGGAGGCAGAUUGGGGAUCAUGGAGACCCAGAGGGCCAGCCUCUCGCUGAGACACUGGGCACUGUGGCUACUGCUCCUGGGACUAGUGCUGCCCUCGGCCAGCGCCCAGGCCCUCAGCUACAGGGAGGCCGUGCUUCGUGCUGUGGAUCAGCUCAAUGAGCAAUCCUCAGAACCUAAUAUUUACCGUCUUCUCGAGCUGGACCAGCCUCCUCAGGAUGAUGAAGACCCAGACACCCCGAAGCGGGUGAGCUUCAGGGUGAAGGAGACCGUGUGUUCCAGGACCACCCAGCGGCCCCCGGAGCAGUGUGACUUCAAGGAGAAUGGGCUGUUGAAACGGUGUGAGGGGACAGUCACCCUGGACCAGGUCAGGGGUAACUUCGACAUCACCUGUAAUAAUCACCAGAGCAUCAGGAUAACAAGGCAACCAUGGGCGCCUCCACAAGCAGCCCGAGUAUGUCGCAUCGUCGUGCUAAGGGUUUGCAGAUAAUCAGCGCUUGAAGAUUUCCAUCAUAAGGCAGAGAAGAGUCCCAAGGGUUUUCUUGCUCUGCCUCAGACUACUGGAUCUGAAAAAUAAA
Cervus elaphus (red deer) is the source of this 1044-nucleotide messenger RNA. RefSeq names its product cathelicidin-1-like. Gene Ontology annotation, molecular function: lipopolysaccharide binding. The transcript is spliced from 4 exons. Gene Ontology annotation, cellular component: extracellular region. The record is from RefSeq and is a predicted model, not a curated record. NCBI's taxonomy places the organism in Eukaryota, Metazoa, Chordata, Mammalia, Artiodactyla, Cervidae. Bases 246 to 956 code for a protein of 236 amino acids. Gene Ontology annotation, biological process: antimicrobial humoral immune response mediated by antimicrobial peptide; innate immune response; defense response to Gram-positive bacterium.